Messenger RNA from Cordyceps fumosorosea ARSEF 2679, 1062 nucleotides. RefSeq names its product guanine nucleotide-binding protein alpha subunit. The transcript has 4 exons. NCBI's taxonomy places the organism in Eukaryota, Fungi, Ascomycota, Sordariomycetes, Hypocreales, Cordycipitaceae. Gene Ontology annotation, molecular function: GTPase activity; G protein-coupled receptor binding; GTP binding. Gene Ontology annotation, cellular component: heterotrimeric G-protein complex. Gene Ontology annotation, biological process: G protein-coupled receptor signaling pathway. The record is from RefSeq and is a predicted model, not a curated record. Bases 1 to 1062 code for a protein of 353 amino acids.
AUGGGUUGCGGAAUGAGCGCAGAGGAGAAGGAGGGUCGAGCCCGUAACGAGGAGAUUGAGAACCAGCUUCGCCGCGACAGAAUGAUGCAGCGCAACGAGAUCAAGAUGCUUCUUCUGGGUGCUGGUGAAUCGGGCAAGUCAACCAUCCUUAAGCAGAUGAAGCUCAUUCAUGAGGGCGGCUACUCCCGCGAUGAGCGCGAAUCUUUCAAGGAGAUUAUCUUCAGCAACACGGUCCAAUCGAUGCGCGUCAUUCUCGAAGCCAUGGAGUCUCUCGAGCUCCCUCUAGAUGACCAGCGCAUGGAAUACCAUGUCCAGACCAUCUUCAUCCAACCCGCCCAGAUCGAAGGCGAGGUUCUUCCUCCCGAGGUCGGCGGAGCCAUUGAGGCUCUCUGGAAAGACGUCGGCGUGCAAAGGUGCUUUAGGCGCUCGCGCGAGUACCAGCUCAACGACUCGGCUAGAUACUACUUUGACAACAUUACCCGCAUCGCCGCCCCUGACUACAUGCCCAACGACCAAGACGUUCUUCGCUCGCGAGUCAAGACCACUGGUAUCACCGAGACGACCUUCAUCAUUGGUGACCUCACCUACCGCAUGUUCGACGUCGGUGGCCAGCGUUCUGAGCGCAAGAAGUGGAUUCACUGUUUCGAGAAUGUCACAACUAUCCUUUUCCUCGUCGCCAUCUCCGAAUACGACCAGCUUCUCUUCGAAGACGAGACUGUCAACCGUAUGCAGGAGGCUCUGACCCUAUUCGACUCCAUCUGCAAUUCGCGGUGGUUCACCAAGACGUCCAUCAUUCUGUUCCUCAACAAGAUUGAUCGCUUCAAGGAGAAGCUACCCAAUAGUCCUAUGAAGAUGUAUUUCCCCGACUACGAAGGGGGCGACGACUACGCUGCUGCUUGCGACUACAUCUUGAACCGCUUUGUCAGCCUCAAUCAGCACGAGAACAAGCAGAUUUACACACACUUUACAUGCGCCACUGACACCACCCAAAUUCGGUUUGUCAUGGCUGCUGUCAACGACAUCAUUAUCCAGGAGAAUCUGCGUUUGUGUGGCCUAAUUUAA